Messenger RNA from Lactuca saligna, 1050 nucleotides. NCBI's taxonomy places the organism in Eukaryota, Viridiplantae, Streptophyta, Magnoliopsida, Asterales, Asteraceae. The record is from the annotation of a GenBank genome assembly.
AUGGUCGAACAAGCUGCAAAGCCACUUGCAAGGUCUGUUUGGGUUUUAGAUGCUACACCUGGAAAGGUACGUGUAGGUAGAGACGGAGAUGAUCAUCCUGCUGAAUUGAUCAUUUUUCUAAGAGCAUUGGCUAACCAGGUCACAUCAAAAAUGGAGGUCAUCAGUGGUCUUAUGCGUGAGGGGUUUUUGAAUGAAGUGGCUCAGUGGGUGGUUACCAAUCUUCGAAAGACAAACCCUUCUGAUUCGUCUUCGUCUGCCUAUUCUUGGACAUUUGACCUUGAUGGAAUUGCCCAAAUGUAUCAAUCCUAUGAAGAAACUAAUCUAUGGUGCUAUAAGCAUGAGUUCCUCAAGGAUUUCUUUCUUUCUACUGGAUUAUUAUUUCAAUACGAAGCAGAACUUGAUGCUUUCCUUGAGUUUAUUAUCUGGAGGUUCUCAAUUUGGGUUCAUAAACCUACUCUAGGAUAUGCUCUCAUGAAUCUACGAUACGAAGAUGAACUCACCAUGGAAACAAGAGCAAAACUUAGAACAGGGUUAGAGGGACCUGGGCUCACAGUUUAUCAGAAAAUAUGGUACUGUGUUGCUACACAAUGGGUGGAAAUUAUAGGAUAUGCACACAGAAAUAUGGAUUUAUUGAAAGAUCAAGAUGUCAUUAGGAUUGUGCUUAACUUAUUGAAGACAAAUACAAGUGUUGCCACUGGACUUGGAACAAAUUGGAUAGUAAUUUGUGCCCCUGAUGAUGGAUCAUGUGCUUGGGGAUAUUUUGAUGUAUUUAUCAGUUAUUCCAAUAAUACCAACUUGAUGCUACUGUUAUGGGGAUGUGGCUUUGUGUCUUGUCUCCUGUUUGGAGGAUCAAGGAAGACCUUACCUGAUGGUGUAAGAUUGAUGGGUGAUAUUAGUGUUUUGCUCUUGGUAGACCCAUCCACUGCAAAAUCACAGGUGAUGUUGGUUCUUGAAACGAGACUCAAGAUAUCAUAUUUUUGCAUGGCUAAAAGUUUUGGAGGUAACGAGACUCAAGCAAAAGUAAACACACAGAGAGUUGUUGGCACAUAG